GUUAAUUCAAUUAUGUAGGUCAUGUUUGAGAAAGAUUUACAGAUUUUCGCGGGGGAUAUAAGUUUACAUGAACUGAACUUGCAAUUACUAUUAUAUUUUGUGUUAUUGAAGAAUGUGUGAUGAGGUUGAUUCAAGUAGGAUGAAUACAGUCAGAGUGAUUACAGUUAGAUCAACUUCAACGUCAUCCCAACAAGAUACUCCCUCAAGUCCGUUAAGAGCCAGUGACACUGGUGGUCGUAAUGCCUUCAGUCAAGGUUCUGAUAUAGAUUCUAAUGAAGAUGAAAUAUCAUGUAAAGAAGAUGAAAAGAUCAAAGAAUUCUUGGAUUCUACUGUUUCUGUUUUUGAACUAAUCGAUCAAACGAGUUAUUUACAAAAAUAUCCAAGCUGGCUUGGAUUUUGUGGUCCAGAAAAUAAAAAGAAAUAUACUCCAACUUAUAUUAAUCGAAAUGAUAAUAUAUGGGAACUCGUAUUUUCUGAACGUGGAUAUGUAGAUAUGUUACUUAUUGUUAGAGAUUUAUAUAUGAAACCUUUUCCGAAAGUUGAUGUUAAUUCAGUAAUUGGUUUAUCUACGGAUCAUUUAUUAGGAGAUACAGAUUUAUGUACAGCUUUAUUCCCAUGUAUUAAUGAACUUGUUGCUUCUCAUGAGAAAAUAUUUCGUGUUCUAGCUGGUUUACAUCUAGAACGUGAUGAUCAUAUUAUACCAUCAUUAGGAGCUUAUUUGGUGCAGUUAUUUGACCAAGAAAGUCUUUCAUCUUUAUCUCAGUUAUAUGGCCAUUUUUUAUAUGCACAAAAACGUAUUCGCCAACGUUUACAAGCCUGUAAAAAUCAUGCACGAAUUGCAGCUUUCUUUCAGCAAGUGAUACAGAAUCCUCGUAGUUCACGUAAAUCAUUAGAAGAUUGUUAUAUGGUGAUUGUACAACGUUGGACUAAAGUAGAAACGUUACUUGAAUCAAUUAUACGAAAUACAUUAAAUGAUGAUAAAGAAGUUGCAAAUUUAGAAAUUUCUCGUAAAGCAGUCAAAUCAAUAAUAAAAUCUUCAGAAACUAUAUUAACAGAAUUUGAAUAUACUGGGAAAUUGAGAGAAUUUGCCAUGCGCUUAGUUGUAUCCGAUUCUACGACUGGUACAACAAUGAUGUCAUUAUCAAGUAAUAUUUCAUCGGAUGAAAUGCAAUUGCUUAAUGAAUUGAACUCACCAAGUGCAAAGUUAAUUAACCAUGGACGAUUAUAUGCUAAUCCAAUGGUUUCUGGUUGUGGACUACAGUCGAGUACAUCAUAUGAAGUAGAAGGUGUAGCGUUAAAAAGUUGCUUCUUUAUGCUACAAAAGAUACCGGAAUCAAAUCGAUACCAGUUAUUUCGUGGAACAGAAAUGCCUCCUAUUCUUUGGUGGGGUAAACAUUAUGGAUAUUUUAGAAAAUCAGGGGAGAAAGCCAGUUUCGGAUUUUACAUUCUUUUGCAUUCCGCUACCGCCCUUACGUUAUUCCGUUGUGCAACUGUAGAUGAGUUAGCAAGAUGGGAAACUAUUUUCAAUGAUGGUUUUGCUCAAUGGAGAGAGCACAUGGAUACUUUUGAAAGUUUAUCUGAAGAGUUCUCUAAAGCUCGUGAUGAAAUUGCUGAAAAACAAAAACGAACAGAAGGUAUUCUUGAAUUACUAUAUCAAUUAAAUGAUAAACGUCUUACAUUCUGGAAAAUUUGGGAAUUCAUUUCAUCUGUAUUAAUUAAUGAACGUCUAGCUGAAAUGGAAAUGCUAACAUCUAAAACAGAAUCAAUGUCUACAUCAACACAAAAUAAUUCAAAUCGUUCAAGUAUUAAAGUAGACAUAACAUCACCUCCUAUUACACCGAAUAGUAAUAAUAAUAAUAAUAAUGCUCAACAAAUUACUACCAUGGAUACGCUCAAGUUACAGACAUUUAUUUCAAAUCUUGAUACAUAUAAUGAUUUAGAUAAACUUUUUGACUUAUUUCAUGAAUACUUUUAUCGUUUGUCUUUCGCUCUCCUCAGCGGACCGUCUUCCAAUUUAUCCAGAAGUGCCUCAGAUGUAGAUGGUAGCAAACGCCCUCAAACAAAUUUAGUUAAAAAACACGAAACAUUUAGUGCACAUGAUAGUGUACCUGAUGAAUUAGAUAAACUUGUUGAAGAAAUGGCUAAUGAAUUACGAUCGUCAAUCGAUGUUGGUCGUAUGAAAUCAAAGAAGAGAGAUGUUCAUCGACUUAGUGCUACUAUGGCUAGUAUAUUCCGUGCACCUAGUCGGGAUAAAAAUUUUACUUUGAACAAUCAAUCAUCUACAGAUCAUGGUACAAAUGGCUGUGGUAUCAAUACAACUGGAGCAUAUAGAUCUAUUAAACAACGUCAACCUUUACCUUCUUCCUCACGUACUCAACAACAAUCAUCAGGUCCUCCUCUACCUCCACGUCCACCACCUACAGUUUUAGCUAGUUUAAAUCUCACCGGGGGAAGCGGAGCAGGAGUAAGUGUUAAUGAACAACUUUCACCAUCCAGUCAAUUAUCUCUCAAUCCUGACAGUUUAACUGAUGCAUCGAAUUCAUUGAUUGCUUCAGAUCAACCAUCUUCCGAGUCAUUAAUAUUACUUGGGGCAUUAAAUCACAUAGCUGGUGCCCUCUUUCCUCAAAUACAAUUAUUACGUACAGAAAAUGUUGAAUUACGUUCUACUAUUAAUAAAUUAGAAACUGAACAAUCAAAUUGGAAACAUUUUCGUAAUCGUGAUAAUCAAUUAAUUAUACGUAAUACUUCAUUAAAUACUGGUCAUAAUAAUACAAUUCAUUCAGAUCAUUUUAAUAAUUAUUUAAUAGAUAAUACUACAGUAAAACAAGAAACAGAAAAAUUACGUCAAGAUUAUGAAAAUUUUACUAAAAAAUCAAAUGAUUGGGAAAAAGAAUAUCAAAAACAACGUUCUAAUAUUGAAAGAGAACAUAAUAAAAUUGCAAAAGAACGUGAAUUAUUAGAAAAUGAACGUUUAGAAUUAGAGCAUCGUCAACGUCAAUAUGAAGAAUUACGUAGUACAUUACAAGCACAAUUAAAUAUAUAUAAAAAAAUGGGUUUAAAAUUAACACCUGUAAAUAGUACAGAACUGCAAGAACUUCAAGCCAAUUUUUAUACAGAAGAUUGUAAUUCACAAUUAAAUCAAAAUAAUUCCUCUAUAACAACCAAUUCAUUUGAUGAUUAUUUAAAUGAAUUAUCUGGAAAUAAUAAUACUGAAAUUAAUCGAGUCAAUUCUGGUGGUAUCAAUGAUUUUACAAAACCAAUACAUUUUUAUUCAAAUAGUGAUGAUUUAACAGGAUCUCGACGUGCUAUUACUAAUCAUUCUACUGAUGUAAAACAAAGUUAUCUAUAUUCUCCAGAUAUUGAUCAUAAUCCGAAACCAUCACUUGUACCAUCUAGUUCAACACGAAAUGAUCAUGUACCGGUACAUUUACGUGGAAGUUUAGUCAAUCAAAAUAAUAUGCGUGGACAGCCCAGUAGUCCACGUUCAUCAGUUAUUCUAUCAGAUAAUAAUCGUAGUAAUUCAAAUGAAACAUCAAUAUCUAGUGUUAACACUUUAACUCAUGGUAUUGGAAAAUCUAUUCCUAGUUCUUCUUCUUCUUCAUUAUUUACUGAUUCUAAUCCUCUUAUGAAAUUAGUUGAUCAUACAAAAGUACGAACAUCAGGUUCACUUAAUAAAUCAAAAAAAUCUUAUCGUUCUAGAUCACGUCAAAAAGAUACUUAAACUUUAAUUAAUCAUUAAUUGAAUAUAUUUCUUCCUCUUUAUUAUGUUACAUUCAUUUAAUCUACAUUGUGUUUAAUUUAAUUUUUAUUUUGUAGAAUAUUAUACAUUUAUAUUUGUGUAUUAUGAUGAGUUUGUUCUUAUUCAAUGAAAUAUUUUAUUCUUUAAUAUUUCUGAAACAUUUCCUUCUUCAAUUGAUUAUGUAAUGAUUGUUUAAUUGUCAGAUUUACUGAUAUCACCUAAUCAACUUAUCAAUGGUCUAUAUACUUAUAUAUAUAUAUAUAUAUAUAUA
Schistosoma spindalis is the source of this 4010-nucleotide messenger RNA. Lineage: Eukaryota; Metazoa; Platyhelminthes; Trematoda; Strigeidida; Schistosomatidae. The record is from the annotation of a GenBank genome assembly.